Messenger RNA from Lontra canadensis (Northern American river otter), 4632 nucleotides. It is a transcript of the gene RASGRF2, whose product is annotated as Ras protein specific guanine nucleotide releasing factor 2. Gene Ontology annotation, cellular component: plasma membrane. Gene Ontology annotation, molecular function: guanyl-nucleotide exchange factor activity; protein binding. NCBI's taxonomy places the organism in Eukaryota, Metazoa, Chordata, Mammalia, Carnivora, Mustelidae. The record is from RefSeq and is a predicted model, not a curated record. Gene Ontology annotation, biological process: positive regulation of GTPase activity; Ras protein signal transduction. The transcript is spliced from 27 exons. Bases 535 to 4254 code for a protein of 1239 amino acids.
CAGCCGGCCGGGCUGGCGGGCGAGGGUGGACGCGCGCGCCGGGGUGAGCGGCGCCGCCGUCACCGCCGCCGCGCUGACUUUGCCCUUUAAAUCGGUCUCCAAGCCGAUUACAGCUGAUCUCCCACGUGACGUUUUACCUUCUGUCUCCCGGAGCGAAUUGCCCGAAGACAGUCCUCCGCGGGCUGCCGCGCGUCGCGCCGCCCCAGCCCGCCGCGGGGCUCCGGCUCCCGCAACUUUGGGCGAAGCGGCGGCGGGCCGGGGCGCCCUCUCGGGGCCACUUUUCCACGCGGGCGUCGGGGGCUCCUGGGGCUCCGCUCGGCCAGGAGGGCGGCGGUCGCGGCCGAGAACGUGCCCUGGCCGCAGCCAAGCGCCCCCUCGGACCCGCGCGGCGCCGCGCCCCGAAGGCCGGCAGGGUGCCCUGCGCCCUGCGUCAGACAAGGGGGCGCCCUUCGCCCGGACCGCAGCGGGCGGGCCCCGGGGCGAGCCGGCCUGGAGAUGGCUGCGAGGCACGGGUGAGCCCCCCGCGCCCUCACCAUGCAGAAGAGCGUGCGCUACAACGAGGGGCACGCCCUGUACCUGGCCUUCCUGGCCCGCAAGGAGGGCACCAAACGCGGCUUCCUGAGCAAGAAGGCAGCCGACGCGAGUCGCUGGCACGAGAAGUGGUUCGCUCUCUACCAGAAUGUGCUCUUCUACUUCGAGGGCGAGCAGAGCGGCCGCCCGGCGGGCAUGUACCUCCUGGAGGGCUGCAGCUGCGAGCGGACGCCCGCGCCGCCCAGGGCCGGAGUCGGGCCGGGAGCCGCCCGGGACGCGCUGGACAAGCAGUAUUACUUUACCGUUCUUUUUGGCCAUGAGGGUCAGAAACCUCUGGAGCUGCGCUGUGAUGAGGAGCAGGAUGGUAAAGAGUGGAUGGAGGCCAUUCACCAAGCCAGUUAUGCAGACAUUUUGAUUGAGAGGGAAGUGUUAAUGCAGAAGUACAUUCAUCUAGUUCAGAUCGUAGAGACAGAAAAAAUUGCAGCUAACCAGCUCCGGCAUCAACUUGAAGAUCAAGACACAGAAAUCGAAAGACUUAAAUCAGAGAUUGUCGCUCUUAACAAAACCAAGGAACGAAUGCGGCCUUACCAAAGCAAUCAAGAAGAUGAGGACCCAGACAUCAAGAAGAUUAAAAAGGUUCAGAGCUUCAUGAGAGGAUGGUUGUGUAGAAGGAAAUGGAAGACUAUUGUGCAGGAUUACAUUUGUUCUCCUCAUGCUGAAAGUAUGAGGAAGAGAAACCAGAUUGUGUUCACCAUGGUUGAAGCCGAGUCGGAGUAUGUUCACCAGCUCUACAUCCUGGUCAAUGGCUUCCUCCGCCCCCUGAGAAUGGCGGCCAGCUCCAAAAAGCCUCCCAUCAGCCAUGAUGAUGUCAGCAGCAUUUUUCUCAACAGUGAAACGAUCAUGUUCCUUCAUGAAAUAUUUCACCAAGGAUUGAAGGCAAGGAUAGCAAACUGGCCUACUCUAAUUUUAGCCGAUCUGUUCGAUAUUUUGCUCCCCAUGUUGAACAUUUAUCAAGAAUUUGUGCGUAACCACCAGUACAGCCUCCAAGUGCUUGCCAAUUGCAAACAAAACAGAGAUUUUGACAAACUCUUAAAGCAGUAUGAAGCCAACCCUGCCUGUGAGGGUAGGAUGCUGGAAACAUUCCUGACCUAUCCAAUGUUUCAGAUCCCUAGGUAUAUCAUCACACUUCAUGAACUCCUCGCUCAUACACCCCACGAGCAUGUGGAAAGGAAAAGUCUGGAGUUUGCUAAAUCAAAACUAGAGGAACUGUCCAGGAUAAUGCACGAUGAAGUGAGCGACACUGAAAACAUAAGGAAGAACCUUGCCAUAGAAAGAAUGAUCGUAGAGGGCUGUGAUAUUUUGCUGGACACCAGCCAGACUUUCAUCCGCCAAGGUUCUCUUAUUCAAGUACCUUCUGUUGAGAGGGGGAAACUUAGUAAAGUUCGCCUGGGUUCAUUGUCUUUGAAAAAGGAAGGAGAAAGACAGUGCUUCUUAUUUACAAAACACUUUUUAAUUUGUACGAGAAGCUCAGGAGGAAAGCUCCAUCUGCUGAAGACAGGUGGGGUUCUCUCUCUCAUAGAAUGUACGUUGAUUGAGGAGCCCGAUGCGAGUGAUGAUGACUCCAAAGGUUCUGGGCAAGUAUUUGGACAUCUGGAUUUUAAAAUAGUAGUGGAGCCUCCUGAUUCUGCCCCUUUCACUGUAGUCUUGUUAGCACCUUCACGCCAGGAGAAAGCUGCCUGGAUGAGCGACAUAAGUCAGUGUGUGGACAAUAUACGGUGUAAUGGUUUAAUGACUAUAGUAUUUGAAGAGAAUUCCAAAGUUACUGUGCCACAUAUGAUUAAGUCUGAUGCCCGUCUUCAUAAAGAUGACACUGACAUUUGCUUCAGUAAAACACUCAACUCCUGCAAAGUGCCCCAGAUCCGCUAUGCCAGUGUGGAGCGCCUCCUGGAGCGGCUGACAGACUUGCGGUUUCUUAGUAUUGAUUUCCUCAACACCUUUCUGCACACCUAUCGUAUUUUCACUACGGCAGCUGUGGUGCUGGCAAAACUUUCCGAUAUAUACAAGAGGCCUUUUACCUCCAUCCCUGUCAGGUCAUUAGAAUUGUUUUUUGCUACCAGCCAGAACAAUAGAGGUGAACAUUUGGUGGAUGGCAAAUCCCCACGCUUAUGUCGCAAAUUCUCUUCCCCACCACCACUGGCUGUGUCCAGGACGUCCUCCCCAGUGAGGGCCAGAAAGCUGUCCUUGACUUCUCCGUUGAACUCAAGGAUAGGAGCUUUGGACCUGACCACCUGCUCAGCAUCCAGCAGUCCUACCACCACCCACAGCCCUGCUGCAUCCCCACCACCGCACCCUGGCAAAGUACCGUUGGAUCUCAGCAGAGGCCUUCCUUCUCCAGAACAAAGCCCGGGAUCUAUAGAGGAGUCUCUAGAUAAUCCCCGCAUGGAUCUGUGUAACAAGCUAAAACGAAGUAUUCAAAGAGCUGUCCUAGAGUCUGCACCUGUGGACCGAGCAGGAGUGGAAAGUUCCCCAGUGGCAGACAGCACGGACCUUUCACCUUGCCGAUCACCCUCCACUCCUCAGCACCUCCGCUAUCGUCAGCCUGUAGGACAGACAGCCGACAACUCCCUCUGCUCUGUUUCGCCGGCGUCUGCUUUUGCAAUUGCCACAGCGGCUGCAGGCCACGGAAGUCCACCAGGAUUUAACAACACUGAGAGGACGUGUGACAAAGAAUUUAUUAUUCGGAGAACAGCCACCAAUCGAGUGCUGAAUGUCCUCCGUCACUGGGUCUCAAAGCAUGCACAGGAUUUUGAACUCAACAACGAACUAAAGAUGAAUGUCCUCAAUUUGCUAGAAGAAGUUUUGCGAGACCCAGACCUUCUUCCCCAGGAAAGGAAAGCCACGGCAAAUAUCCUGAGGGCCCUUUCCCAAGAUGAUCAAGAUGACAUCCACCUAAAAUUAGAGGAUAUAAUUCAACUGACAGACUGUCCGAAGGCUGAGUGCUUUGAGACCUUGUCAGCCAUGGAGCUGGCUGAGCAGAUCACCCUCCUGGACCACAUCGUCUUCAGAAGCAUUCCCUACGAAGAAUUUCUUGGGCAGGGGUGGAUGAAGCUGGAUAAAAAUGAAAGAACACCUUACAUUAUGAAAACCAGCCAGCACUUCAAUGAUAUGAGUAACCUGGUGGCCUCCCAGAUAAUGAAUUAUGCCGAUGUCAGCUCCCGUGCCAACGCGAUAGAGAAGUGGGUGGCCGUGGCGGACAUUUGUCGCUGCCUGCACAACUACAAUGGAGUGCUGGAGAUCACCUCAGCCUUAAACAGAAGCGCCAUCUACAGGCUGAAGAAAACCUGGGCCAAGGUGUCUAAGCAGACAAAAGCUCUCAUGGACAAGCUUCAGAAAACUGUUUCAUCUGAAGGAAGAUUUAAAAAUCUCAGAGAAACCCUUAAAAACUGUAACCCCCCAGCUGUUCCUUAUCUGGGGAUGUACCUGACAGACCUGGCAUUUAUUGAAGAGGGAACACCAAACUUUACCGAAGAAGGCCUUGUUAAUUUCUCCAAGAUGAGAAUGAUAUCACACAUCAUCAGAGAGAUACGCCAAUUCCAGCAGACUUGCUAUCGAAUAGACCAUCAGCCAAAGGUCACUCAGUACCUGCUUGACAAAGCCCUCAUCAUAGAUGAAGAUACGCUGUAUGAACUGUCACUAAAAAUUGAACCUCGGCUCCCUGCUUGAAGGUCUGGCUUCGCCCCUGAGUCUGUAGACAUCUCCUGGAAAGCGGGCCGGACGGAACUGUGCAUGCCAUGCUUCCCACAGCGCCGUGAGGACCGGGGACGGAGACCAAGCCAGUCUCCUUCGUGCACCGAAGAGGAUGGAACGGACCUGGAAUUCUGUCUCCAGCCAGGGAAGCCCAGCUGUUUGGGGUCAAAGACAGAUGCUUUCAGACUUGGGGUGGGAAGGAGAAAAGAUUGAUCCUCAGUAGAGCUGAUGGUGCAUUUUUCAUGAGGGAAUGUAAUAUAGGAGAUGCUGGGAGGCAUUUUAAGGAAGCAGGUAAGAAGGUCGGUUUCCGAGUCCGCCCGGGCUCUGUUAGAGCUCGCGGACAAGGAUCCUGGA